Messenger RNA from Rhipicephalus sanguineus (brown dog tick), 1479 nucleotides. RefSeq names its product arginine kinase Lit v 2.0101. The coding region runs from base 210 to 1376 and encodes 388 amino acids. Gene Ontology annotation, molecular function: creatine kinase activity. Gene Ontology annotation, biological process: phosphocreatine biosynthetic process. The record is from RefSeq and is a predicted model, not a curated record. Lineage: Eukaryota; Metazoa; Arthropoda; Arachnida; Ixodida; Ixodidae. The transcript has 7 exons.
AGCGGCCGUUUGGCGUGUGCGAACCCUGGGCGUGUGGGCCCCGGUGAAGGCGCGUGGGCGAGGUGCUGGCCCGAGGCACAGCCGCGCCGUCUACGACCCGAGACACGUCAGGGCAGCCGCCGUUCCUGUGAGCCCGUGACAGAGUCGAGGUCGACGGCGACGUCUCCUCCCCCGUUGCUUACUGACACAGGAUCAACUCAAGCGGCACCAUGUUUUCUCGUAUGUUCCUCAAGCAGGCCGUGAUACCCUUCACUGUGGGGGCAUGGGGCUUUUCUCAUGGCGGUCAAGGCAAGAGCACAGGUGGCAAGGUUGAUCAGGCGACCCUGAACACGCUGGAGGCAGACUUCAAGAAGCUUCAGGGUGCCAGCAACUGCCAUUCCCUCCUAAAGAAGUACCUAACCAAGGAUGUCUUCGACAAGCUCAAGACCCGCAAGACUGCCAUGGGUGCCACACUCUUGGAUGUCAUCCAGUCUGGCGUCGAGAACCUGGACAGCGGCGUAGGCGUGUACGCGCCAGACGCCGAGUCUUACACGGUGUUUGCCGAGCUGUUCGACCCGGUGAUCGACGACUACCACAAGGGCUUCCCUCCUGGCGCCAAGCACCCGCGCACGGACUUCGGUGACAUCAACACGCUGGUCAACCUGGACCCCAAGAACGAGUUUGUCAUUUCCACCAGGGUGCGCUGCGGACGCUCGCUGCAGGGUUACCCGUUCAACCCGUGCCUGACCGAAGCCCAGUACAAAGAAAUGGAGAAGAAGGUCAGCUCGACCCUCACCUCUCUUACCGGAGAGCUCAAGGGCACCUACUACCCCCUGACGGGAAUGAGCAAGAAGGUGCAGCAGCAGCUCAUCGACGACCAUUUCCUGUUCAAAGAAGGAGACCGCUUCCUCCAGGCAGCCAACGCCUGUCGCUUCUGGCCAACGGGCAGAGGCAUCUACCACAACGAUGCCAAGACCUUCCUUGUCUGGGUGAACGAGGAGGACCACUUGCGCAUCAUCUCCAUGCAGAAGGGAGGGGACCUAAAGGAGGUCUAUGGCCGUCUGGUCAAAGCGGUGAAGGAGAUUGAGAAGAAGUUGCCCUUCGCGCGGGAUGACCGCUUUGGGUACCUGACCUUCUGCCCCACCAAUCUGGGUACCACUAUCCGUGCGAGUGUGCACAUCAAGUUGCCCAAGCUUGCCGCCAAUAAGCAGAAGCUGGAAAAUAUUGCUGCCAAGUACAACCUGCAAGUGCGAGGUACCCGUGGCGAGCACACCGAGAGCGAAGGCGGUGUCUACGAUAUAUCAAACAAGCGCCGACUUGGCCUCACGGAGUACCAGGCUGUGAGGGAGAUGCAGGACGGAAUCCUCGAACUGAUCAAGCUAGAGAAAGAGUCCUAGGACCGGUCCUCGCCAUCGGAGAGAAGCAAAUAGGGAGGCUUCUGUAUUGAAAUUUGCGCAACUGCGCAAUCGACAAAUUCACUGUAAAUAGAUGCACUGUAUC